CAUUUUCAGUAACAAUGUUCUCGAAACGUUUCUUGACGCUUUUUUCGUUAUUGUGGUUGAGUAUCGGUAUUUACGCGGACGAUAACAAUCCCGAUGCAAAACCAAGAAGUGAUUUCAAAAAAUCAUUGUCAAGGGAUUGUUCGUCAAUAUAUUCACCAACAUGUUUGAAGUUAGAUGUGGUGUCUUUGGUUGAUAAGUUAAAUGAACAAGACGAAUAUAGUGUUAUACCUGGUGUUUCAGUGAUAAGGGAAGAACAUAGUGAUCAUAGUACGACAGCAGAUAUGGUAACGGAGCUAGCACGAGAUUUUCCUAACGAUCCCGAUGCUAGGUUGGAUGCUUUUUUGAUGAAAAAAAUUACGUCGUAUCUAAGCAGUCAUUCAUUGCGGUUAAAUUUGUUAAAUAGUGACGCAAUAGAAAGCGCAAGAAAAGGGGGUGGUGGCGAAGGCGGAGGAGGUGGUGGGAAAGGAGGCGGCGGCGGCGGUGGUGGAAUAGGUCUGCUUUUGGCGGCAGGUGCGAUGCUGAAAGGAACUUUCUUUGCACUAGCCCUAGGAGCGAUCGCAGCCAUUGCAGGAAAAGCCUUAAUGACUGGGUUAAUAUCGUUUUUACUUUCUGCCAUUAUUGGUCUCAAAGCUUUAACUCAUGGUCAUAAGUCUACUACGUAUGAAAUAGUAUCUAAGCCCGUUUACAGUCAUUCCAGCUCACAUUCUAUUGGUCACGAGGAAUAUCAUCCUAGUUACGGUCAUUCUUCGUACGGAAGAAGUUUUGAUUUGCCAUUGCCACUGGGUUUGCAGCCAGAAUACAAACCAUCCUAAGUGAUAUCAUUAUUAUUAAAAUUUAAUUUAUAUUUAUUUAUUUCAAUAUUUAUCGAAUGUUUUGUUGAAUAAAAGAUUCAUGUUCUCAUGUGAAUAUUAUAAUCAUAGACAACCUUCUCAUAAUCUGGACCUACAGAAUAUAUAUAAUUCGAAUAAGCACAUUGAGUUGAAAUGAACAUUAAGUAUCUGUUAUUGUAAUAUUUAGCAAGCCUAGGUUAAUAGGUAUAUACAGAUUAGUGACUAUUGAUGUACUGAAGAAAUAGAUAGUAUUUAAUUAAUUUAAUAUCAAUUAAUUAUGUACAAUGAUGAAGAGUUGACAAAAAUACUAUUGUGGAUGACGAUUGCCGGAUACACAAAAAUGAUUGUAACUGAAAUGUAAUACAAAGAGAUUUGACUACAAUUCGUUCGAUAUCAUAGGACGCAACUAACAUUUGAAACUUGAACUGUUCUCAAUAAAAUCUACGAAAAAUAUACGUUUCAAAACUGA
Molecule: messenger RNA, 1299 nt
Organism: Diorhabda carinulata
Lineage: Eukaryota; Metazoa; Arthropoda; Insecta; Coleoptera; Chrysomelidae
Exons: 1
Coding region: 15-812 (265 amino acids)
Source: RefSeq, a predicted model, not a curated record